Plutella xylostella (diamondback moth) is the source of this 665-nucleotide messenger RNA. RefSeq names its product cuticle protein 3. Gene Ontology annotation, molecular function: structural constituent of chitin-based larval cuticle. NCBI's taxonomy places the organism in Eukaryota, Metazoa, Arthropoda, Insecta, Lepidoptera, Plutellidae. The record is from RefSeq and is a predicted model, not a curated record. Gene Ontology annotation, cellular component: chitin-based extracellular matrix.
UGAGGAUCAAAUUGGGGUACAGUCAUCGAGGGAUUACAGACAAGUUAACAUCACUAGCUUCAUUAUGAAAUUGUUUCUCCUAGCCGUCGCUCUAAGCGCAGCAUCAGCGCAGCUCCCGCCAUACCUGGCGAGGAACCCUGUCGCUCCAGCCUACUACCCUCAGUACCAGGCGCGCGCGCGGGCCGGCCUGGAUCGCGGCGCCCAGAUCCUGCGCUCCAGCUCCGAUGUCAGUGAGAGAGGGUUCCAGUACGCGUUUGAGACGGAGAAUGGCAUCCAAGCCCAAGAGUCCGGGGUAGAAGCGAACGGCAUCCAGGCGCAGGGGGGCUACUCCUACGUGGGCGACGACGGGCAGGUCUACUCCGUCACCUACACCGCCGACGGGAACGGCUUCCAGGCGCAAGGAGCCCACCUGCCCACGCCGCCCCCCAUCCCGGAAGCCAUCGCUCGCUCGCUGCUGCAGAACGCACAGGACGAGGCCAACGGCAUCUUCGAUGACGGCUCCUACCGCGAAGGCAAGUACAGCUCCGGAGGAGCAGUGGUGGCGGCGCGCGCCCAGUACCCGCGACCCGCCUUCAGACAGCGCCCUUACUACUGAAGACAAAGAUAGUGUUGCACUGUGCCAUUGAUGAGAUUAUUGAAUAAAGGAGUUUUGUUGGGAAAUACAA